AUGGGAAUUAUACAACAAACUAAAUAUCUCGUUCUGAAAAAUUUCCACAUCAAAAAACGGAACAAGCGGGAAACUUUGCAAGAGAUACUCAUCCCAAUUUGGUGGAUUGUGCUGUUAGUGAUCAUAAGAAGAACCAUCCCGACGGAGCUAAAACCAGCUGUAGGAGAAAAUGAAAUACCCACAGCGAACAUUUCCAGCAUGGGACUGGCUGGAUCGCCGGGAAAUGCGAGCUCCAAGCCAAAUAUCGGCUACGUUACCAACAAUCUCGCAAGUGCCGGUCCGGUUAUGGAGAUAGUUAGGAACGCCUCGAAGGACGGUGCGAAUUAUCUUGAGUUUAACAGCACAGACAGUUUGCUAGCCUUUUACAAGGAGCACACCAACCUUCUUGUGGGGAUCGAAUUCGAAAAAGGUAAAGAGAAAGGACUUGCUUACACACUUCGCGUCCCGGCAGGACUCCCUUCACCAAAGAACAAACUUGUCGGUGAGUGCAGCUACAUACAUGUAUAUGCUCGAAUGCAUUAUUUUCAUUGAUUAUCUACGAGAUCAACCGCUUAUAUUAGGAGCGGAAUAUUUUAAGAGGUGUGGUUCUAAAACCAGUAUGACAGGGUGACAUUUGUAUUCAAAUCUAAACUCCAUGACCUGAAACAUUGACCCACUACCUGAAAUGUGAACUAGUCAGCGCAGCAGGUGGAACUAUCAGGCAGAAUGUUGCUUUCUUGUUCGUUCGAAAUUAACCUGUAUUGUUGAAUAAGCAAUUUUACAUCGAUAUUUUGAUUUCAAAUUUCCCUUUUCUCCAAACCUCUUAAGUAAAGAAUCAAGGACGUGAAAAUUUCACAUCGUAUACCCUCUUUAGAGGCCAUGGCCCUGUAAACGAUUGGUUGUUUGGUAUCUCAUACCCAUCCAGACUAGGAAAAGAUAGUAUCCUCCCCCCCUGAAAUGUUCCUACUUCAAGCAUACAUCUCAUGAGAUUAUUUUGACAUGAUUGGGUGAAAAAUUGUGUCAGCCUAAAUUAAUAUGUGGGGUGGGUGGGGUAGGAUAUCAUUCUUGUGUCGAGCGUUGUGACUUGAAAAUGUAUUAGCAUAAAUAUUCAAUUUUUUUACUAUUUUCCUUCUUUUAGGUCUAGGUGAAUGUCAUGAUGUCCACAGUUUGUUUUCGGGCGGCUGCCCUGCUAAUUCUUAUAUUGUAAUGAAAAUAGCAACCCUGCAAACAAUAAUUGAUGCUGCUAUUACAAAGGUAAUUGUUGGUGAUAUAUAAUUUUUCCUUGGACGGACCCAGGAAUAAGUGAGGGGAGGAGGGGUUUCCGAAAAAGGAGGCAUACCUCUGCCAAGGUCAGGAGGCAUGCCCCUGCCAAGAAUGUUGAGUGAAAGGUCUUGAAAAAAGUUAUUUCCAGUGUUUUAAGGGAUAAUUGUUAAAAAAAAACAAACAAACAAACAAACAAUGAAUUGCACGUUUUAGAUGAUUUUCAGUUCAGUGUCAGGGGUUCAACCAAACUACCUGGAUCACCUCUGGAUCUGCCUUAGUGUUUUUUUUAUACAUAGCUUGUAUUUCAGUUUACUUAAAGUUGUCAAUAAUCUUUCAGCAUUGUGUGGGAAAAUGGGAUGGUAAGCAGACUGAUUAUAGAAUAUAAAAAUCACUUGUGUUUUUUUUCAUAAUGCAAUACUUGUCUAAUUUAAGUAUCAGCCAUACAUAGUGAGUAAAGAAAAGAACUUCAGGAAGGUAUACAAGGUUAUUUUCAGACAAAUUUUAAUUUUAAUCCUCUGACUUGUGAUUUGCUUUAAGUAUUGGAAGUGAUUCGAUUGAUGAUAUUUUUCUUGUCAAAGGUUGAGGUGAAUUUAUCUCACUACAAUGUCCCAGACAUCCAGGCAAAGAUGAUGCCAAAGGGAUCUUACAAGCAACCUGUAGGAGGGUUUGCCAUCACUAUUUUGAUAUACAUGGUCAUGGCCUUUGCACCUUACAUCACUGUACUGCUUGUCAAUUUAGUGCAAGAGAAGGAACUUAAACUGAAGGAGUUGUUGAGGAUCAUGGGUACUUCUGAUAUCGCAUACUGGUUGUCAUGGAUUAUUACAUAUGCAGUAAUCAUGCUAGUAGCUGUCCUCAUUUUGAAUGCAAUCACAAUACUGGGAAACAUAUUUUCCAAUAGCAACUAUAUUGUUAUAGUCAUCAUCUGCUACCUGUAUGGCUUAAGCAUCAUCACAAUGUCUUUCAUGUUUACACCAUUCUUCAAAAGUGCCAAGAGUGCUGGCCUUUUUGCAUCUCUGGUGACAACAAUUCUUGCUACCAUUGCCAUACCCUUGGUCCUUGUUGAAGUGUCUAAUGUGGUGAAGUGGUUAUUAUCACUCUUUUCACCAACAGCAUUUGCUCUUGCCUUGUAUGAGGUAGGUUGAUGUUAUUUUCUUUCUUAUUCAUUACACCAUUAUUUGCAAAUUCAAUGCAUUUAAAGAACUAUAAGGCUGUUAAAACUCAUACGUAGAAUAGACAUUCAUUUGUCUCAAAUUGAAGAAGUAAGUAUAGAUGAAUGAAGAUAUUGGUUUGUCCACAGUUCCUUGAAAAAUUGUUCCAUAUUAAAAUUUUAGGCUGUUGAAGGGGAAGGUCUGAACUUUGACAACUGGUCCACUAAAGGGAGUUUUCCAUCCAUGUAUCCCACUCUGAUGCUGCUGGUGGACACUGUUUUGUAUCUUUUGUUGGCUCUGUACUUUGAUGCAGUGAUUCCUGGUGAGUAUGGUCAGCAUAGGCCCCCCUACUUCAUUUUUACACCAUCCUUUUGGAAAAGUAUCUGUAGCAAGAAGGAGCAACAGAAAGCACCUUCCAGACAGCUUUCUGCAAGAGUGGAGGAGGCAUCUGAAGAUAUUGAGGCCAUGCCAGCAGACUUACAGGGGAGUGAGGUUAUAAGGUAUUACAAACAAGUGUAAUUAUUGUAACAGUGCUUGAAUGAGAUAGAGAAAAACUGUCACUUGUGUUUAUGUGCCAAAUGAAUUUUACUUUGUGACUGUAUUCUGUUUCUGUAUUUUUCUUCCAGCAUUCACAAAUUGAGGAAAGUUUACCAUGGGAAAGAAGAGGUUGUUGCAGUUGAUGGUAAGAGCUAUUAAACUAAUCAUCAGUCAGUUAGUCAGUGAGUUGUCAGUCUGUCAGUCAGUCAGUGAGGCAUCAGUCAGUCAGUUACCAGUCAGUCAGUCAGUCACCAGUCAGUCAGUCAAUCAGCAGUCAGUAAGUCACCAGUCACCAGUCACCAGUCAGUCAGUUAGUUAAUAACCAGCCAAUCACUAGUCAGUCAUCAGUCAGUCAGUUAGUCAGUCACCAGUCAGCCAGUCAGUCAGUCACCAGUCAGUAAGUCAGUCAGUCAGUAGUCAGUCAGUCAGUCAGUCAGUCAGUCAGUCAUGAGAUGGUCAGUCAGCUAAGCAGGACAGGAAGUAGUCAUGUAGAUAGACAGUUAUCAGUCGAUCAUUCAAGAAUCAGAUUGUUAUUUAACACAGUCAGUCAGUCAGUCCAUCUGUCAGUAAGGCAAGUGAAUAUGAGAUGUGCCAAAUGUCAGUCAUAUAAAUACAUAAAUAGACAAGCAUUAGGUCAGUCACUUUUUGGUCAGCCAGUCAGCUGUUCACUCAUAUAGUUAUAGUCAGUCAGUUUUGAAAGCAUGUAAACUUCUAACAAAUGCAGUUCUCCCUUUUAAAUGGAACAGACAGAACUUUCUUCUAUCUUUGAAGAUUAACUCCUCAGGUUGAGACUCCUUAAUGAAAACUUUUGUGUCUCACCUAAAGGGGUCAGCAUGGAUAUAUAUGAAGGUCACGUGACUGCGCUGUUGGGUCACAAUGGAGCAGGUAAAACAACUCUGAUAGCCAUGAUGACUGGAAUGGUUCCUGCUACUGAGGGUUAUGCCACUGUCUACGGAAAGGACAUCACCGACCCCAAUCAGAUGCAGGAAAUAAGAAAAGGCAUUGGUGAGAAUGCAAAUUAAGUGUAUUUUUCCCUCUCUGACAACCAGUUCUCAUUGAUAACCCAGAUCAGUAUCAAUAUCUGACCAACUGCCCACCUACCCCUGCCCUAACCAAACAUCAAUGAACUACAUGAUAACAACUAAGGGUUAAUGUGGAAUUAGGGGAAGGGUAGAUGAGCAGCUUCUUAGAUACCAACAUCAAUGCAAUCACCCUACCUAGUGUGAAAUUUACUACAUUUUCUUUGUCAGUAAUCUUGGUUUUGACCAUGUCUUAUCAGUGUGGUGUUUAAUGAUCCUUUAGAUAUAACUAAUUUUCAUCUUGUUUGCUUUUGUUUUAUGCAAGGUGUAUGUCAGCAGCAGAAUGUACUCUUUGACUUUGUGACAGUGAAAGAACAUUUAGAGUUCUACUCUGGCCUGAAAGAAGUGCCAGUGGAGCAGAGAGGUGACAUGGUAAAGUUGCUAGUUGCAUAUAAUAAAUCUCUGUUGCAUGUGAAAAUCUUUGCCACUUGUAUAAAUUAGUGAUAAGUUAUUACAUGAUCUAUGAUGUUACCUCAGGUCUUUUCUUUAGAAUGGCACCUGCAACUGCCACAGGCCAGUUUUGGAGUAAUGACGCUUUUCAGAUACCCUCACACAUGUGAUUCUUCGUGAUACUGCCAAAAUAGUGGUUCGUGUAUUCUACAGAGAAAUUAAAUUGCUUCCUUUGAAAAGAAUAGAGAGAGAAAUUAUAGGAAACCCUAAUUUUCUAUGAGAAAUCGAUGAUUUGCCUUAUUUGAAUCACCUCUGGCUGUAGAUGAAAAGCCAUGAUUUCUUUCAAUCUGUGUACCUGCAAAUCAUGUAAAGUGAUGAAUUUUAAAGAUGCAGAGUGCAAUGCAGGGAAAUGAUAUCAAGUAACUUGCACUUUUUUCAAGGUGAGUUCAUUGUUGAAGGAAAUUGACUUGGCAGACCAAAGGGACACUUUGUCAAAAGAUUUGAGUGGAGGCCAGAAGAGGAAAUUAAGUGUUGGCAUAGCACUCAUUGGAGAUCCAAAGGUAUACACCUGUACGUAUUUGUUAACUUGUAAGUGUUAUGAGAAGAUGGAAACCCAAUGUCAUUUCUAUAACCUAACCCCUGUUGACCUUUCCAGAAGACAAAUAUCAAAAUUUCAAUUCUCUUUACUGUCUGCCUUAUAUUCCUGAUCAUUCUAGUCCUGUGUUUUUAGUGUUAAAUCAAACCAUACGCCUACAAUAGCUGAUAUUUUUCUGUCUUCUCAUCACCCUUCUUCUUGGAAAUGUAGUGAUGUGGUUUCAAGAAAUUUCGUUUCCAUCUCUCCUUGAAGUGAAUUAAAGGUCAACCCUUUGAUCCAUGAAAUAUUGCCUUUCUAUCAGGCAGGACGUUAGUCCAGGGGCCCAUUUCUCAUAGGUAAUUAAAAGCUGUUCUGGUUUUCUUUAAGAUGGGGGUUUCAAAAGUUUUUAAAAUUAUACAAUAAUACUAUCAGCUAAAGAAACAAACUGGACUGGUUGGGAUGCCAGAACCUGCUUCUCUAACCUUAAAAUUUUUAUUUCAAAUACAUGUAUGGCUUCUGGCACCGUUUAGUUACAGAGACUUUUGAGAAACGGGCCUCAGAACAGAGAAUCCUUCCUUUUAAGUAUUUUGCUAAGUGACUGUGGGACAGUGUUUAACCCCCACAUAGAGAAAGGCGAUUUCAGAGUUACCAAUAGUGUCAUAUCCAACAGGCUUCAACUCAGUGACCCUUGUGGGUCCAGGCUUGAAAUCAGAGUUCUUGGCCAGGACUCAAGUGUACUUGUGUAAGCAACUUUGUCGACUCAAAUAUCAUAUUUGAUAUUUAUUGUGUACACAAUUGAAAGGUGGUCAUCUUAGAUGAACCCACAAGUGGAAUGGAUCCAUAUUCAAGAAGACUCAUGUGGUCCUUGUUGAAAGAGAAGUGUAAGAACCGAGUGGUUCUCCUUACAACGCAUUUUAUGGAUGAGGCUGACAUUUUAGCUGGUAAAUAAAUUAUUUAAUUAUAAACUGAUAUCUGACUGUAACAAGCUAAGUAACUGUUCCUUUUGGUUUGUAUCUCUGCUUUGAUUGGCUCUUAAUUCGUCACUUUUUUCACAGAACACUCAUUCAUAAAGCCCUCCCUCUUUUUCAUAUGGUUCUCUGAUCAAAAAUUGUUUAAAAUGUGGGGAAAAAAAUUGUGCAGGAAUUUGAACUCAUAUAUGGUCCAUUAGUUAUCUCGCGAGAACUGUUAAGUACUUUGCUAAUUUGGCUAUCUUUCAAUAUUUGCGGCCACUCGUGGCUCCAAGAGUCUUGCAUACAAAUUGAGUAGACGUCUACGUCAUCUUAACUAUUUUUUGAGAUACGGGCAAUAUUUAUGUCAAAGCUUUGCCCAAUCUCCUUCUGUACGGCAACUAUUUAUGUCAGUUUUGUUUAAAAUGUGGGGAAAAAAAAUGCGCAGGAAUUUUUAUAUCAGGAUCGAAUAAUUAUUCAAAUGCUGAAUAAAUUAAUAUAUGUUUCUAUACUCCCAGAUUACAAGGCUAUUUUAUCUAAAGGAAAACUGCGCUGUGCAGGAAGCUCGCUUUUUCUCAAGAAUCGCUUUGGAAUUGGAUAUCAUUUGAAGUUAGUAUUGGCCAGAAGUUUAAAUGUUACCAUAGUUUCUUUCAGUCUGGAGUUUCUUGACCCUUUUGCUCCCAAGAUCUCAUUUUCAGUAAUUCUCCUCACUGUCUGCAAUUUUUGUUUUGGAGAAUUUGGUAAAUUCUUCCUUAAGUGAUAUUUCUCUUUAUUCUCAUCACUUGUUUGCUUGAUAUUGUAUUGACAUUGUAAGGAGAAAUUCUGUCUUGGUCACUCUUGGGAGUUAAAGGGCUAAUUCAAGUUGGAAUUGGUCUUUCAUAUUUUCCUGCACUUAAAGUGGUUUGCUAGUUUCUAUUUUGAGUUCUCUUUGACUCCAGAUAUAUUUUUCCAAUUGGCUGUUGUGAUUACUUUUACUCACUGGUUUUAAUUUUAUGACAAUUGCAAAGCACUCUCUUUCUUUGAGUAACAAUAUUUUUUCCCUUCAGUAUGGCUCUAGCUGAGAAUUGUAAUACUCAGCCAUUAAUUGAGCUUGUUCAAAGCAAAGUAGAAGGUGCAGAAGCUAUCCGUCACCAUGGCAAAGAAAUGUCAUUUGCUCUUCCUAUGGAACAAGUAUCAUGUUUUCCAGGUAAAAUUAAUGAAUUACUGCCUGUUACAAAUGGCCGAUUUCAAGUUACUUUCAAUUGGUGGUAUUUUUCUUGUAAUAUAAAAAUAAUGACUAAGCCUAACUCGGCUGUGAAUUAAUUUUCUUCCCAUAUUUACCCUGAGAUGAACCCAUUGUUUUAAUCCUUUACACCCUAACAUCAAUAUGCAUAUUCUCCACACUGUUUUCCAUACUUUUUCUAAGGUGCUGAUAAGGAGUAUUUGUUUAACAGUCAAGACCUUCUUUAGUUUAUGAUCAUUUCCUUUGUUCUCAAAACUUUCAUGUGUUUUUGGUGUUGAUAUUACAAGGAGAAUUUAGAUGCUAGUCACUCUUUGCGGUGAAAGGGUUUACAGACACUUCUAUUAGGCAUGCAAUUAUCAACACCAAAAUUGAUCACUGCCAGUAAUUGUUAUUAGAAACCUGUCUGUCUGAUUGCAUAAUCUGGUCAUCUGAGUGAAGGUAGCUUAAACAAGAAUUGUUGUGGAUAUAUUGGUGAAUAACAUUUUGACAACCUUAGCAGAAGUCAUCAUCAGAAUCAAGUGAAAAGGUGUUUCAAUAGUGUUUUAAGAGCGGUCUGUGUAGACUGAUUGGUCAGUUUAGCUCUGAUGUAAUUGGCUGUAAUACUCAAGUGGUAUUAACUUGUCAUGAACACCCUUAGGGGUGUCUGCAUAUGAAAGAUGUUUCCCUGAUGACACCUUUUCCUAUUGAUAUGUUAUCACUCAAUUUUCACAUGCAUUCCAGAUCUGCUCAAGGCACUUGAGGACAACAAUGACAGUUCGGAAGGCUGUGCUGCCCCUUUAUUAGGUGUGACAAGUUAUGGUGUUUCCAUGACAACUCUAGAAGAAGUAUUUCUUCAAUUAGAAGACACCUCUGAAGAGAGUGAAAAAUCAACAGAUGAUGCACAAGAAUCAGUAAGAAAUCCUUGCAUUUAAAAUUGGAAACUAAUACUGUAACGGUGGGGCAGGGCAUGCUUGUAUGGUUGACUAGCUUUCCAGAGUCUUUAUUCUUUUAUGUCUUCCCCACGGUAAUGUGCUUUAAAAACUGAAUUUCACUGAAUGUUUGACCUUUUUUGCGCUACUGUGACUGAAAAUUGCCUUCCUUUACCUUAGAGUAACCCAUUCUAAUGUCCUUUCUAUUCUGUCUUUUUAUGAAAGUUCGAUCAAAGUAGAGCAAAUCUGUUGGCACCUUCAGAUGCAGUCAACAUUGAAGAUGGAGGUAGUAGGAUUUCUGGAUCCUUCAAUGCUUUACAUAACACAGGAGUGGAACUGAAUAAUACAGAACUGAUGGCUGAUUCACAGAAAUUAGUCUGGAAGGCAAAACAACAAGUCUUAGGAUUACUGUGGGUAUGUUACUUGUCAACACAAACUAGAGCAGAUUUUCUUUUUUCUGGAUUUGCAUUAAUACUAUGGUUGAACUUAAAGAGCUUUACUUUUCUGUUUCUUUCCAGAUUCGCUGGUUAAUGUCAAUCCGUUCACCAGCCAAGAUAUUUUUCCAAAUUAUUAUUCCACCAAUUCUCAUGAUAUCUGGUCUUUUAAUUUUACGUGGAGCCAAGAAUGACAGCCAAUCAGCAACUGGUUUGGAGCCUCUCAAACUGACACCUGAGAUGUAUCUGAAACCUGGAAGUAAAGAGAGUUACGCCUCCUUUGCUCUUCUCCAGAACUCAACCAAAGAAACUAUAGACCAUGUUAUGAAGUACCUGAGUGAUUAUAAUGUUGGCACCAUGUUGGUGUCUUCUAUAAGUAGCAUAUUGAGCAAGUCAUCACAUGAUCUGUACAAUUUGGGAUUUAACAUUCUCAAGUUUCCUGCAGACAAUUUGUCACCAUCCAGCGUAAGUAAAUUAAAGCAUUUCAGCCAGAGCAUUUGACCCACAUUUUCAAGAUAAUAGGCCAUAUCCAAGUUCCAAGGGCACUCGCUACAAAAAUGAAACUUGCUGUGAAACCCCUAUUCAUUUGUAAAAUUUAAUUUUAUCUGCAUGAGAAUGUAAAUUGAUUCCUACAUCAUGCACUGUGCCUCAUUUUGAAACAGAGGCUUGGGGCAUCUCAGAAAUGGCCCAUUCAUUAGAAAAAGGCUCUGGAAUUUAUAUCUGAAUAAAAAGAACCUAAUUAGUAUGCGUUAAUUCCUAUUACUUAACCUUUUAACCCCAGAUUAAUAUUCAUACUCUCCCACUUUUCUCUUUAAAUUUACUAUGGUACUGACAAUGAGGUUUUGUUUGACAAUGAGAAACUUCUUAAAUUGGUGAUUAUUUCCUUUAGUCCCAUGACCUUUGCAUUUGAUUCAAGGGUAAUACUGUAGAGAGAAAUUAGAAGCCAGUCAUUCUUUGAGGUUAAAGAGUCAUCAAGAAAGUUUUUGUCAGUGUGUCACUCACAUUGCCUAGCACUGCCUUUCAGGAUAUUUCAUCAAGCUUUGAGAUGCGUUACAACGACACAGCUGUACAUAGUGUACCUGUUGGCAUCAACAUUUUGGGAUCUAUCCUGCACAUGAAUGCUCUAAAAAGUCAAAACAAAACGCCUUAUCCACUGGAGUCAACCAUUCUUGCCUUCCCUGACCUCAAACCUCAGUGGACUUAUGACAACACAGCAUUUGUGUCAAUCCUUCUCAUUGGGAUGGCUCUCGCUAUUAUUCCAGGUAGCUUUGGAAUUUUGGUUGUAGCAGAACGGCAGGUGAGAACAAAGGAAUGGAUAUUAACUAAAAGGUUUCUGUGUUUGUGUAUGGGUCUUCAUGAUAAAACUGUUUUUGGAUGAUUGUUGCCACACAAAACUGACAGAGAUUAUUUCAUCAGCCAAUCAGAAAAAGGAUAGAUAUCACAAGGAUUCAUUAGAUUUUAAAGUAAAUCCUUCAACACCAGUGUGAAUCAUAGGAAAAUUCAGCAAACAGUUGGAAAGUUAGUAUUACAAGUUAUUUUAGUUUUGCAUUUGAUUAUUUCAAAAGGCAACAACAAUAUUCUAGACCGGUCAUAGAAAAUAGUAAACUGCAAAACCAAUGUCAUUCCAAGUUGCUUUUAUUUGCUUUCUGUGGAAAAUUCUGGUAAUCAUCUGUGGUGUAGUUAAUAGUUAAUACACUAAAGGUUAAAUAAAUUUGAGGAAAAAAGAAAAUUUUACAACACAGAGAGUUUGAAAAGAUUUCAAUUCAAUAAUAGGCCUAUUGUCACCUUUUAAUUAUCAUAAUGACACCUACAGUGUUUAUAAAUAAAUGUUACUUCUGUCUUGCAGAUGAAGAUGCGCCAUUUACUGAGGGUGUCUGGAGUAUCAUCCUUUGUGUAUUGGCUGGAGCUUCUUAUCUCUGAUGGUAUUGUAGUCUUAAUUCCAGUGAUACUGAUGUUGAUACUUAUACCAGCCUUUCAGCUGCCUUCACUGUCUCCUCCCCCUGCUAUGGGCUGCUUAGUGAUUGCAGCCCUCCUGUACAUACCUGCUGGGAUACUGUUCUCGUACCUCAUGUCCUUUAUGUUCAAUGCAUGGGAUGUCUCCCAGCAAGUUUUGCCAAAUGUGUUCACCUUUGUAAGUAUGAUGAUAAUCAAUGGUUGUUUAUUGUUAAGCCCCAUUCAAAAAUGGCUACGACAGUCGAUCAUGGUCGAUCAUGGUUUCAACUUUUUUUCACUAUCAUUGACUGUCAUGUUUGCAUUCCAAAUGGUGCAUUAUAGUUGAUAGUGGUUGAGAAAAUCAUGCAAUGAGAUUGCAUAAUUAUAAACAGGUAUUAUAAUAGCGCACACUAAGGUCAGCAAUUUUGGUGGCAUUUGAAAUUUGGUCCAGAGGUAGUAAGUUGAAGAUACCUAUAAAGCCUACCAGGUGAUGAAUAGAAUGAGUUACGAGCCGCAAAAUUUUGAUGGCUUCUUUAGUCAUUUUACCAUUUACCAUUUUGGUUUGAGCUGGCUUUUGGCAAAACUGUCAACCAAAAAAUUAUUAUUCACUAUCAUCAGCUGGUUCAAACAGCUAAAACUAUCAGCAACUAUCAUGUCGAAUUUGAACAUGUCCAAACUAAAUGGAAGUUAAUGAUAGCUGAUGAUAGUGCAUGAUAGUGUAUGUUCAAACAUGCACAAUAGUUUAUUUUAAACUAUCAUCAACUAUCAUGACUGUUUCAUCAGGGCUAACAAAGGUGGCUUUGCAAGGUGGCACAAUGGAACAAAUCAUGUGUUCAGUUUAUCUACACAAGCUCAUUUUGGCAAUGGGGGUAUGUGCUCCCUUGCUUGCUGUCUUGUUAGCUCAGGUUGUAGAAUGCCCAACUGCCAUGUUCCAGCCCCAGGUUACCGAGUAGGUUACAUACCUCCCACCUCCUAAUGUUGUGGUCUGGCUUUGAUUCUGAAAUCAGGGGUUUCUGCAAAAAUUUUCUUCACACAUUGUAAACCAACUGAUCAAUGCAGUUUGGUCAAAGUACCCUGCAAAAUGUGGCUAUAGAAAUCCUUCAUUACAACUAAAUAUUAUUAUUCUUAUUACAUACACUUAAUGAAAGCAGUAGCAAAAGAAGUCUAUGGAGGCUUAGUUGUUUUCACUCAUGUCUGAAAUUGUUGCAGUUUUUAGUAUGAAAUACUAAAAAGUUUUGUCAUAUAAGAACACAGGUGUGACACAUAAGAAAGUGCACACCAUAUUAAGUGGCAUCUAUCCACUGAGUGUAGUUGCCCCUCUGAAUUUGGUGGUGGCUUUUUUUUUUUCGUUGUUGUUCCAUAGUAAUGUUUCUUUUUAUUUAUUUAUUUUCUCUAGACUGCAAUAAUUCCAUUCUUGACUGUAUCACUUGUGGAUAUGACAGCAAGCCGAGAUACUGCUAUUGUUCUUCAUUACGUGUUUGUGUUCCUGUUGCCUCCAUAUCCAGUAUUUGGAGCUUUGUAUUACAUUGACAGUGUGAGUAUAAAUACAAAUCUUUCACAAAUGUACAAAGAGAUUUUCAGCCACAAUUUUAUCUGAUCUCUAGUAAGCUUGAUGAAAUUUGGGUAUGAUGUUUGCUUUUCCUGUAUUCCCUCAAUGGAUGAUGUAGAGGCCUUAUGGUCAGUGCACUGGACUCCUGCUCAACAGGUCUAGGUUUGAGACCUGAAUGGGUCAUUGUGUUGUGUUAUUGUGAAAAACACUAACACUAACUUUCAUAGUAUCUCUCUCCACCCAGAAGUAUAAAUGGGUAUCGGCAAAUUGUCAGGGAAGGGCUAAUGAGAUGCUGGUGGUGGGGGGUAACCUUGUGAUGGACUGGCCUCUCAUCCAGAGGGGAGUAGUAAUACUCCUAGUAGCCUCAUUAUAAGGAAACCCAGAUUGGGCUGCAUGAGCUGCUUGGCUUACGUGCAGACUCAUCAUUCUCUCUGUUAUUCUACCUUUGAAAUGAAGACUCACUUGGUAAAAUAUGUCCUUUACAUUUCUCUUUUAAUCACUAUGUUUUUCAGGUGUACAGGUAUGAGUCAAUUUUAGCAGCAUUUAGAGCUGGUGGUCAAUCUGUUGAUGUAGAAGUCACUGCAAGCAACUACUUUAAGUGGACCAAAUACAACGGCAUCCCAGCUGCAUUGAUUGCUGUACGUGUUCACUUAAGUGGUUCACCACUGAGCCAUGUUAUUCCUACACUCUGAGUAUCAUAAUUACCAGAUAUGCUUCAGUGUAUUUAAAUACUGUGCUGUGGCCAUUGCUCAACUGCAUUAUAUUACUGCUACAGUACUGUGCUUUUAUGUCAGGAGGGUUCCUGUUUAUGUUUAAUAUUAAAAAGAUGCAUUGAGGGGGGAAGGGUGGGGGCAUAUUUGUUUCCUGGGCAUUCUGAUCAGUUGCUGUUUUGUGUAGAAGUAGGGGGGGGUUAUGGGGAUUGUUAGAAAAUCAUAGAAAAUAAAAAUGGGAUUCAAUGUCCCUCUUCUAAAUUCCCGCCCAGCUGUAAUGAAUAUACUGCAUUUACAGAAUGCAUUUCUUUGGUUUAAAAAACUACAACCUUCAAAAUGGAAAGUGAGACAAGCCCUCAAUUACAUGUUAAGCACUAUUUGAACUGAACACAACUCAGCCUAAAUGUUUGAUAAUAAUUUACUUACAAUUAAAACAAUUUCCAGUCAGCUGCAUGGGGGGGGGAGACAAUUUCAGUUUGGAGUAUUUGUGUGGAGGGACUCAAAGCUCUAAACAGGGGCCAAGUCAAAGAGGGAUGGCAUAAUAUUGGAAUUCAGUUGUAUGCAUCUGACAUGAAGUUUUGAUCAUCAUGUCUUUGCAUUGAUGUCUCUUCUGUUUUGUCAUUUCUCAGCCUGUUUUUCAUACUAUCCUGUUUUCUGGGCUGAUCUAUCUCUUGGACCAACAUAAAACUGGUGGUGCUGUGAGUUGCAAGUGUUCCAAAAGGUAAUGAAGUGUACUAAUUAAUUUAUGAUAGUAGAUAAGCAGUAAAAAUGUGUAAUUUUAGCCCUUUACACCCUGACAUCAGUAUGCAUAUUCUCCAUACUGUCCUCCGUACUUUUCCAAAGAGGCUGACAAGGAGAAUUUUUUUUGCAAUCAAGAAUUACUUUAGUUGGUGAUCAUCUUCUCUAUUCUCAUGACUUUCAUGUUUGAUUCAGGGUGAUAUAGUGAGGAGAAAUUAGAUGCUAGUCAUUCUUAGGGGCUAAAGGAUUAGCGAGACGUAUGCUCCUUAACAAAAGAAUCCAGCUUGGACCAAAACUCAGAAUCCAAUUAUUAGAUACCUUAACCCUUUAACUCCAAGAUCAAAUUUGUCAUUCUCCUUACUGUCAACCAUACAGUUCUUACAGUGUUAGUUCAGAGAAUUUAGUAUUGGAUCAACUAAUUAUCCCCAAAUUAAUAUUUUUCUUCAUUCUCAUCACUUAUCUGGCUGAUGUUGUAUUGUUACUGUAAGGAGAAAUUCUGUCUUGGUCACUCAUGGGAGUUAAAGGGUUAAGGUUCCUUUAUAAAUGCAUUUUAUUGACCUUUGCCAAGUUAAUGCUCUCUUGUCCCCUCCCUUUCCUUUUCUUGUUUGUUGUGGAGUGCUUUAGUCAGAGUCCUAUUGCUUCUUUAGCAUGACUGACAAGAACAAUGUGCACGUAGACCGAAGUUUCAGUUUCAUGCAACAGGGAAGUAAGCAAUCAUUGGAUGAAACCGAUGAGGAUGUUAGGAGGGAAAAAGAAAAAGUCUCAAACAUGGUUUCCAUAGAAGAUUCUACCUUUUCUGCAAUAGUAAAGGUGAGAAAGAGGAAGUUUUCUUAGGGAAUGUUGUGUACUUUGUACUUUGUACUUUGUACUUUGUACUUUGUACUUUGAUCUUUUCAAAAAGUUCAUCCUUUUAUGUAUGACUGUAAUAGCAAAUCAGCCAGUCAGAGUUAUCCUGCUUACCAUAAAGCUGCAUUUUUAGACUGGUGAGGUAUUUUUACAGCCUAUUCGGCAAUUUUACCCUUUAACUCCCAGAGGUGAAUAACAGUGAUGUAACUUCUCCAUAAAUUAUCCAGCCAGCAGGUAAUGAGAAUACUCAUACUUAUCAGGUAGAACUUGUUAUCUUGAUCUAACACCAAAUCCUCAUUACUAAUUUUUGAGGAAAUGUACAUGUUACAGCAAGAGAGGAGAAUCAACAAUCAGUUCUUGAGCGUUAGAGCAUUUAACGAUUGUAAUCUUUCAUUAAUGUUAUUGGCUUAAUGUGAGACUCCAAGACAAUCAGUCAGGUUUGAUCUGUCAUUUAAGAUUGCUGAGAGCUUCUUUUCAAAGCCUCCCCCUUAUCUGAACAAUAUUACACAGCUAAGAAUUGAUAAGAGUAAUUUAGUAUUAUUAACUGAAUUGAUAACGUAAAUUGGCCACUGUAAAGAGUUUGAAAUAUGACAUUUUGAGCAUAUAAGCCCUUCGUCAGAGCAAAUGAAGAAGGCAAACACUCAGAAGGUCAGGUUUCAAAGUCCUUAUGGUGGCCAAUUGACAUUGUCAACUCAGUUGAUAAUACUUAAUUACCCUGUUAUACUCUCCCACCGAAGCACCACCACAGUUUCUUUAGAAACUUACCCCCUUCAAGAAUUGAUAGAUUUGCACUCAAUUAUUGAUAGUAUUACUUUUAUUGACAUAGUUAAAGCUUUUAGUAUUAUUUGCAUUUGCUUAGGGACUAUGGAAGAGAUUUGGCUCAGGAAAGAAGGCUAAAACAGUUGUCAAAGACCUGUACUUUGGUGUUGAGCAAGGAGAGGUUUUCGGACUUCUUGGUCCAAAUGGAGCUGGCAAGACAACCUCCCUUAACAUGGUCACAGCAGACAUUCCACCAACAAGAGGAAAGGUAAAUAAAUAUAAGCUACUCAAUCUGUGAUAUCCUGAUGCAAAUCUUAACCCUUUACUCCCUAACAUCAGUUUUUGUAUUCUGCAUACUACUCCCUAUACAUUCCCUAAGGUUCUGACAAGGAGAAUUUGUUCAACAAUCAAGAGCUUCUUUAGUUGGUGAUCAUCUUCUUUAUUCUCAUGACCUUAAUUUUUGAUUCAAGGGUGAUAUUGUAAGGAGAAAUUAGAUGCUAGUCACUCUUAGGGGUUAAAGGGUUAAAGCAAAUGAGGUUUUACUUUGACCUCUUCUUGACUCUUUGUAAUAACCCUCACAACUUACUGUGUGAUUACUUUUGCUCUGGUUUUACAAUAUGUUGUGGUCCCUGUAAGUGUUUAAAAAUUUUGCUCCUUCAUAUUAAACACUCAGAUUCUGUUUUGUCCUUCUUUGUCCCAGGUCUAUGUAGCAGGUUAUGAUGUCAGAAAACAAUCCCAUGAGGCAUUUCAACACAUGGGAUUUUGCCCACAGGAAGAUGCACUCUGGCCAAUGAUAACAUUGCAAGAGCACCUUGAGGCUUUUGCCAGGAUACGUGGUGUGCCUUGGGGAGAGGUCAAACGGGUCGUUGAGCAGUGAGUUCAUUUUUCUGACAGAUGAUAAGCUCUGGCAAACCUUAAUUCAUGACUUAUAAGAGAGCAACAUUUCUCUUUCCUAAGCUAUUGGUUAAUUUUAAGGUAACCACCGUUCUUCCAAUCAGGGCCAUAAUAGCAAGAAUAAUUUUUUUGCAUAUUCAAUAGGAGUGCUUUCUCAUGAAUGACUGAAUCAUUGUGUCUGUCUCAUGCCUGGUGCCUGGUAUGUCUGCUUUUAGCCAGUUUGCAAUGGAGUGAAAGUUGUUACAUUGUUUGUAAGGAACCAAAACCAGAGCUAGAUUUUUGCAAUUUUUGCAUUUUUGCAAGAAACUUGGUUAUAAAUCUAUCUGAUAACUGAACUGGCCUCAGGCAAACAAGAAUGUUAUGUGUGUGUGUGUUGGGAUGGUGGUGGAUAUAGAUACCUGAGUCUAAAAUCAAAAGUUUGUUAGGCUUAUUCAUUCCUUAGCUAAUUCUGAAAGUGCUUUUUGUAUCUUCACUUGGUUCUUUUCCUCUAUUGAUCUAAAAAAUAUUUUUGUCUAUUUUAGUUAUUUGUCUGCUUUGAGGAUUACUGAGCAUGCUAAAAAGAGGACUCAAGAUCUUUCAGGAGGAACAAAACGAAAGGUCACUGUUUUUUAUAAAAUAAUGUAUGUCAGACCAAUUUUUGUUCAGGUGCGUCCUUAAUUAAGUGGUAGUUUUUCAGUUAUUCCUCUAAUGUGGUGUAAUGUACUGUUGCUCUUAGGAGACUAUGUAUUGGGUACUUCUUGUUAUAAUGCUGGUUGACUGCAAGUGAGAAAGAUGAAGCAAAUCCUCUCUUCUCUGCUCAAUGGAUAGCAAGAAACAAAGCCCAUCAGAUCACACAUUUUUGUAGAAUGAUAGUCAAUUUAUACCAAUGCUUUAUAUCUCUUGUUCUCAAAGGUCAGUUUUGCCAUGGCAAUGCUGGGGGAUCCACAGCUGUUGCUGCUUGACGAACCUUCCACAGGCAUGGACCCUUCUGCCAGACGUUUCUUAUGGUAAGAAGUUGACUGAACUGUAUUAUAUCCUUCAUGUUUAAUCCUUUAACCCCUAAGAGUGACCAGCAUCUAAUUUCUCCUGACAAUAUCACCCCUGAGUCAAACAUUAGGGUCACAAGAAAAAAGGAAAUGAUCAUUAACUAAUAUACAAAAUUCUCCUUGUCAACACAGUAAGAAAUAUGUAGAGAAAAGUGUGUAGAAUAUGCCUACUGAUGUCAGUGGGCAAAGGGUUAAUCCUUUACGACCUAACAUCAAUAUGGAUAUUCUCCAUACAGUACAGUACAUUUCUUAAUGUACUGACAUGAAACUUUGUUUAAAAAUUAUAGCAAGAACUUCUUUAGCUGGUGAUCAUUUCUUUUCUUCUUGUGACCUUUACCCUUUAACUCCCAGGAUCUGAUUGUUAAUUCUUCCAUCUAGCUGCUACACAUUUCCUUGUAAAUUAGUUGCAAGAAUUUGGUGUUAGAUCAAGAUAACAACUCCUACCUGAUACAUUUGAGUAUUCUCAUUACCUGUUUGCUGGAUAGUGGGUGGAUAUUGUAGGGAGAAGUUACAUGUGAAUCACUUCUGGGAUUUAAAGGGUUAAUGUGUGAUUCAGGAGUGAUAUUAAAAGGAGAAAUUAUUUGGUAGUCAUGUGUUUAUUUUCUUACGACAAACCAUUUGCUGCUCUUGCUAUAACUUCUGUUGUUUUAAUUGUGACACACCACUUUCUGGCAACAUCUAAUUUUUGCCCUCAUCUCACAGAAAUUGUUAUAACUCUUAGUGCAAACGUUAACUUGUCUUUCACGGCUUUGGACAUCUCUGUGUGACCUCAUCACCACUAUUAAACAAACUCACAUAUAAAUGUUCAAAGUUAGGCAGUUUGCUGUAUCAAAGUUGCUGCUUGUUUUCCUGUCUCAUUAUCAGGAACACCAUUAGCAGGAAUGUCCAUGGAAACAGAGGAGCGGUUCUAACAACACAUUCCAUGGAGGAGGCUGAUGCUUUGUGUUCACGAAUUGGUAUUAUGGUUAAAGGCCAACUCAAGUAAGUUAUAUUUCAAACAAAUGUCUUUUCUUUUUUAUAAGGAAGAGUUGUUGUCCCCUUAACCUUUUUUUCUUGAAUAAUAGGUCAUUUACAGUUGUGUACUUAGUUGCCAAGCCUUUGAUCUAGAGUGAGGCUGAAGGCAACCUUGUUGUGAUAGAGACCAGUAUCUAGUUAGCAUAAUAACAAAGUAAUUUACAUUUGAAAAGCAGCAAGGUUUGUAUCAUAACAAGGUCAACCUUAACCUCAUUCCUGGUUAAAGGCUUAGGAACCAAACAUGCAACUGUAGAAUAGACAAUAACUCAACUUCUUGUGUUUUCAGGUGUCUUGGUUCAACACAACAUCUAAAGAGUAUUUAUGGUAGUGGUUACACCUUGGAAUUAAAACUGAAGCAAAGCCACACCUCGGGUCCAUGCCCAGAAGGUUCAAUGGAGCAGUUACACAACUAUGUCAUUGAGCUGCUUCCAGGUGCAACCCAGUCUGAAGUGUUUGGUGGAAGAGUGAUAUACAAGGUCCCAAAGGAAGGUGUUGGGGCACUAUCAGUCAUCUUUACUAAGCUUGAAAAAGGUAUGGUGUAUAUCUUUGAGGAUUGAUUGGGCCUGAUAGCAUUCAUCAACUUUGCUAAAAUGGAAGGUGGGUGCCUGGAAUAUCAAGAGCCUUCCACUGUGGCAAGACAGCCCCAGAUUAAAUAUGGCUGCAAAAUUCCCUCAACCCAGCAAUAAGCCCCUUUCCCAGGCCCCUUUCAAUAUUAAUUAGAUCUGAGUGGAAGAAAAAUCUAGGAAGGGGGAGAUUGUGGCAGGUGGGGGAGGGGAAGACUCUCGAAAACAACCAUUACAAAUGUGCUUACAACUGCUGAGGAACAAACGCUACAAAACUGCUUAACCUGUAGAGACUAAAAUCUAAUUUCUCCCUGAAAUAUUACCCCUGAAUCUUACACAGAAAUAUCACCAACUAAAGGAGCUCUUGAUUAGUUAACAAAUUCUCUUUGUUAGCAUCUUACAAAAUGUAUAGAGAACAGUAUGGAGAAUAUGUGUACUGAUGUUCAGUUGUAAAGGGCCAAGAACUCAAACAUGCCGGCUGUGACAGAGUUGCAACAUUCCUUUUGAGCCUGCACCAAAAACACUGACUGACUACAAGUCUUUUUGUUUAGUAAAAUGAGCAGUAUUGUGCAAAAAUCCUGAAUCAAAUUGGACAGGAUUUGGUAGUAUUCUUUUUCCAUGACAUUUUAAGCUGUGCUACAGAAGAGUUCCAGUCAAGAAGCUUUUGGUAGAUUGGUAGAACCUCAUGAUUAUGCCAGCACAGUUGUAACUUAAUGUGUUUGUUCCAAAGCGCUUGACAGGGUUAAGGAGAACAACAAUAUUAAAGCAGUGUUUUAAGUACAACUUGAUAGCAUAUUCAUUCACUGAUUCAGCUGUAUGGUUUUUUUUAGGUAAGGAAGAAAUUGGGAUAGAGGAGUACAGUUUCAGUCAGUCUACACUGGAACAGGUAUGAAAUUUUUCUUGCUCCUUUGUGGUCAACAAAUUGUAGCAAAUUUUAGUUGAGAGUUGAAUACAAUCGGGGAUUGGUUUUAUUUUCCUUUACUCUGCCCUCAGCCUCUACGCAUGGUCUGGGAAACUUGCACUACCUUCCCAACCAAUCAGUUGCAACCAAUCAGUUGCACUAAUAGUGCCAGACCCCCAGCUAACCUCCCCAACUUAUCUUAAAUCUUCCUGUGGGCAGAGAAUCCCAAAUGAGGGCCUACUUGUAAGCCAACCACAACUGAACUGAUAGAUUUUUGCCAGCUGCUAUUUAAAUCUCAGUGAAAUCAGUAUUUUACUUACUUAUUUUUAUUAUCUGUUUGCUUUUAUUUGAAAAAAUGGUAUCACCACUUGCCUCUUCAUUCAAAAUAAAAACAAUGCAUCACUUUUCAACCCUGCUUCAUAUUGUGUUAUAUGACACUUGUUUCAAGAGGCCAUUUUACAGUUGUGUACUUAGUUGCCAAGCCUUUGAUUUGGAGUGAGGCUGAAGGUGACCUUGAUGUGUUAGAGACCAGUAUCCAGGUAGCAUGAUAACAAAAUAAUUUGCAUUUGAAAAGCAGCAAGGUUUGUAUCAUAACAAGGUCACCCUUAGCCUCACUCCUGUUCAAAGGCUUGACAACCAAGCACACAACUGUAAAAUGGGCUUUUGUUAACUGACUGAUCAAACUGCUCAACUACAAUGAUAUCCUCAGGUUUUUCUGGAGUUUGCAAAAGAACAAGAUGAUGACAGGACUGGAGCCAAAGAUAACAAAGAAGAGAUUGUAUACGUACAUAAUGGUGGAUCUCACCCAGCAGUGUAA
This is a messenger RNA of Pocillopora meandrina, 20229 nucleotides long. The record is from the annotation of a GenBank genome assembly. NCBI's taxonomy places the organism in Eukaryota, Metazoa, Cnidaria, Anthozoa, Scleractinia, Pocilloporidae.